Molecule: messenger RNA, 2649 nt
Organism: Momordica charantia (bitter melon)
Lineage: Eukaryota; Viridiplantae; Streptophyta; Magnoliopsida; Cucurbitales; Cucurbitaceae
Product: vacuolar cation/proton exchanger 3
Biological process (GO): intracellular calcium ion homeostasis; calcium ion transmembrane transport
Cellular component (GO): plant-type vacuole membrane
Molecular function (GO): calcium:proton antiporter activity
Source: RefSeq, a predicted model, not a curated record
AUUCCAAUUCUAAUUUUUGAAAUUCUUGGAUUUGUAUGAACUAUGAACUAAAUUGAUUGAUGUAUGAGAUGGGAAGAAGAGAAUGCAAUGUGGAAUUGGAAAAAUGGAAGUCAGCUGUUACGGUUUGGUGGGGCUGUGGCUCAACCAAAAGUCUUCGCCGAUUGAAUCGGAGAAGGCGAGAGAAAGUGACGAUCUCUGACUCCUGAUCCUCCUCAGAUCAGAUAUUUCAUUUGUUCCCAAAUCCAAUUUCAAACAUUUUCAAAAGGAUCUGUGAUUUCUCUUUCAUUUUCGUUGUAAUUGGCUGCGUCUCUGUCAAUAAUAGAAACCCACCCCUCUCUCUUCUCUUCCCACAAAGUAGGGGGAAAAAUUAGCGACAAUGGCGGGAUAGGCAGCGAUGUGGCCGUGGGAGGAACGUGUGCGUUUUUCAACCUAUUUUUCUUAUCAUCAAUUAAUAACCAACGUAUUCAACUCUCCUCCACCGCCCCUCUUUCGUUUAUCGCACCAGGAAUAUCUUACAUAUUGACCCAAUAUUCUCUCUCAUUGUUUUCUUCUUCAUACGUUUCCCCAAGAAAAAUUUGCCCUCUUUUGUGCAAUUUAUUCAACCCCUUUGAGGAUUGCCCAACCAUUUUCCUACCCAUCUCUCAAAAAGAUACGAAUUGAAAGUGUUUCAAGAAAACAACAUACUGCGGGAAGAAGUUUAUUAUUGCGCUGUAAUUCCCAUGCCUGGUGAUGGGAAUUUGGCUGCCGUCGUGCCCUAACCGUAUUCAUGGAUCGGCUCGGGAGUAACGACAACAAACAAAGCGUUGAAAGGCAUUCCCAUGUCGAGAUGGGAUCAUUAGGCGAGAAAACCAUACUGGAAUUUGAGGAUGAGAGCCUCGUUAGUCCUGUAUCAUUAAAUAGAAAGAAUUUUGCUUUUGAGGCAUCUAUGCACGGUUCUCCAUCAUCUGGUGAUUCGCAGAAAUUUUGUUAUGGUAACAUGAAGAACAGAAUUAUUGACAGCAUUAAGAUUGUUGUCUUCUCUGCUAAAAUCAAUCUUCUCAUGCCUUUCGGCCCUUUAGCAAUAUUAGUCAGCAGUCUUUCUGGUCACCAUGGGUGGGUCUUCCUUUUAAGCUUACUGGGGAUCAUACCUCUUGCUGAGCGUCUGGGUUAUGCAACGGAACAACUGGCAUGCUAUACUGGAGCCACAGUUGGAGGUCUUCUGAAUGCUACUUUUGGAAAUGCCACAGAAUUGAUAAUAUCAAUAUAUGCAUUGCGAAGUGGAAUGAUACGUGUCGUUCAACAGUCAUUAUUAGGUUCAAUUUUGUCAAAUAUGUUAUUAGUACUUGGAUGUGCCUUCUUUGCUGGUGGAGUUGUGGUUUCUAAGAGGGAGCAGGUCUUCAGUAAGGGAUCUGCUACAGUGAAUUCUGGAUUGCUGUUGAUGGCAGUAAUGGGACUUCUAUUUCCUGCUGUCCUGCAUUCCACACAUACAGAGUUGCACUUUGGAAAGUCAGAGUUGGCUCUUUCAAGAUUUAGUAGCGGCAUUAUGUUGGUGGCAUAUGCUGCCUAUCUUGUUUUUCAGUUGAAAAGCGAAAAGAACUUAUAUCACCCGGUUGAUGUGGUCGAUGAGGUGGAGACUGAAGAGAAUUCUGAUGAUGAAGAAUCUCCUGAGAUAUCUAUGUGGGAAUCCAUUAUUUGGCUGUCUAUCUUGACCAUUUGGAUAUCCGUCCUUUCUGAAUAUUUAGUAAAUGCAAUAGAGGGGGCAUCGGUUGCCAUGGACAUACCAGUAGCAUUCAUUAGUGUAAUCCUACUACCAAUUGUUGGGAAUGCUGCAGAGCAUGCGGGUGCCAUCAUGUUUGCCAUGAAAGACAAGCUUGACAUUUCUUUGGGAGUCGCAAUAGGAUCAUCUACGCAGAUAUCUAUGUUCGGGAUUCCUUUUUGUGUGGUCAUUGGUUGGAUGAUGGGAGUCCCUAUGGACUUGAAUUUUCAACUCUUCGAGACCGCCACGCUUUUCAUCACUGUUAUAGUUGUCGCCUUCAUGUUGCAGGAUGGAACUUCUAAUUACCUCAAAGGACUGAUGCUUAUUCUCUGCUACCUGAUAGUAGCUGCAAGUUUCUUUGUACAUAUUGAUCCAGCUUCAGUUGAAGAUAAAAAAUCCGGUGCAUGAAAGGCAAGGGAUGACUCAAGUAGUGAAUCUGACUGCGAAGGCCGUCCUCUAAAAGACGGGAUUGACCGGAGCUUGAGAGGUUCACUCGAUUGCUGUAUAGUUCUGAACUCGGGCUACCAUGUUCAGAAAGCAUUUUUCCAUGUUUUGUGACAACCAAUGGCAAUAUAUGUUUACUUGGUUCUUAUAAUCGUUGGUGCUCAUCUUGUUUACUAUAAGCUGUGGCAUUCUAUUCAGAACUUAGCAAAUAGGAAUACUAGAAAUCAAAUGUAAGGAAAAAAAAAUCAUAUUGAUUUAUUUUUCUUAGGGCAAUGGAUUUUUUUCCUUGUAAUGGUUCAUUCGAAGUGGUGGAAGGCACAACAAAACAAGAGUUAAAAUGUGACCAAUAUUUUGAUCUCGAUAUAAAUGUUACUGUUGACUUUGAAUUCUUUGAUGGAGACAUGAAUACUCCAUUAUUUGUAUUAUAAUUGAUACUAAACAAUUUGAAGUUGGAAUUUCUUACUCUUUUA